CCAAUCUCCACACGUCCUCCAGCCUAUCCUGAGCGGGCGCUCCCUGGUCCCGGAUCUUGUCCACAAUGCGCUUCCAGCUCCGCAGCUCCGCCGGCAUCCCCAGCGGUUCCAGCUCUCCAUUCAAGCUGCUGGCGCCGCUGGCGUUUCUGUUGCUGUUCACACUGCCGCAGCGUCUAGCUGAAGCUGCCCCUUCCUCAGUCAUAGCCGCAUCUGAGCUGCGUUGUGUUUGCUUAACCGUAACUCCAAGAAUUAAUCCCAAAUUGAUCGCUAAUUUGGAGGUGAUCCCUGCAGGUCCACAGUGCCCUACGGUGGAAGUCAUAGCUAAACUGAAGAACCAGAAGGAGGUCUGUCUGGACCCAGAAGCUCCUGUGAUAAAGAAGAUCAUUCAGAAAAUAUUGGACAGUGAAAAAAAGAAAACUAAGCGAAACGCACUUGCUGUGGAAAGAUCUGCGGCCGGUGUUCAAUAGAAAGAUUUCUGAGGACUCUGUCCCCAGUGAAGAUAAGGAGGAAGGGCGGAUUCUCCCACCUACGGAUGGAUUUUCUUUAUCAACUCCCUGCUUUGAUGAGGGAAGGGAAACCAUGGUCCCUGAAGCUUGCUGCUCAUCUUAUGAGUGUAUUUAGCAAAAUAGUUCCUAUUCUUUCCUAUCUGUUACACUAUCAGAAAUUGUGAUACUUUUGUGUGUAAGUCAAGAAUCAUUGGUUGUUAACCUUUCAAAAUGUCUUGAACUGAAGGUGACUAUUGCAUUGUCGCUGGAAUAUAUAUAUAUAUAUAUAUAUAUAUAUAUAUAUAUAUAUAUAUAUAUAUAAUUUGUAAUGUUCAUGAGAAGGCGACACUGUCAUCCUCUCUCUCAUGAAAUGGGAACCUCUUUUACUGUUGUUUCUUGGGUGUGUUAAGGAGCGUUCUUUCGUCUGAGCCUGGGCUGGCAUAUAACUUUUAUGGUUUUAGAAAGCUGCUGUGUCAUGCAGAAACCUGUGUAGAAUACAUUUCCUUAUUUAGAAUUUCUAAAUGUGUAAGUUCUAGAAGGAUCAAUGUGUUCUCAUCUUAUAAUUUUAGACAUUUGAUGUCUUCUUAGUAUGGCAUAAUGUCAUGACUUACUCAUCAAACUGUACACUAUUUAUUAACUAGUUUGUUAGUAUUACUAUUUGGGCCACUAAUUAUAUAUUUUAGAUAGGUGAGGAAGGUAAGAAGCAAGGAAAUUCCUUACAUAGUUUUCAUAAAAAAGUAUUUAAAAAUUAUUUCUAGGGAGAGAAACUUUAGCAAAUAUCUAUACUCAGAGUUUUGAAGACAUACUUAACACGUUUGAAUAUGGAUUGCUGAGAUAUUUAGAUAUCUGUGGUGGUGUAUCUUUUAAAGAGUGCGCUUUGUUAUAAGGAAAUUAAUGAAUGCAUCACAUCCAUUAUUUUAAGACUGUACAUCUUAAAGUGUCUCGCUUCUUUAUAUUACUCUUUUGAGAAAAAUAAAGUAUCUCUGGAUU
Molecule: messenger RNA, 1475 nt
Organism: Mus pahari (shrew mouse)
Lineage: Eukaryota; Metazoa; Chordata; Mammalia; Rodentia; Muridae
Gene: Cxcl6
Product: C-X-C motif chemokine ligand 6
Exons: 4
Coding region: 66-467 (133 amino acids)
Biological process (GO): neutrophil chemotaxis; cellular response to lipopolysaccharide; antimicrobial humoral immune response mediated by antimicrobial peptide
Cellular component (GO): extracellular region
Molecular function (GO): CXCR chemokine receptor binding; chemokine activity
Source: RefSeq, a predicted model, not a curated record